Mytilus trossulus (common blue mussel) is the source of this 2025-nucleotide messenger RNA. Its product is annotated as RING finger protein 32-like. The transcript has 8 exons. Gene Ontology annotation, molecular function: protein binding. The coding region runs from base 130 to 1356 and encodes 408 amino acids. The record is from RefSeq and is a predicted model, not a curated record. Lineage: Eukaryota; Metazoa; Mollusca; Bivalvia; Mytilida; Mytilidae.
CGGGACUGUUAUGCAUCAAGAUGGAGUCAAAAGCUGAGUGCGCUUGGUGACCGAAGUUGUUUUCGGUAUUAUUGUUAAUCUUUGCGAUAUAAUCUUUUAAAAUGUAAAAAGGGAAACAUCUGAUUGAAUAUGGCGUCAGGUUACAAGCAAAAUCAGAAAACCAAGGAAGGUACCUCUUCUACUGUGUUAGCAGCUGUAGCUCUCCAGGACCACUUGGUAAAGAAUUUAAACUUAGGAGGUCUUGGAAGAAUGGGUCCACGACAGAUUGGUCUAGGCCCUGCAGCCAAAGCAAAACAGAAGAAAACAGUACGAUCAGUUCUGGACACUGGAAGAAACCGAAAUUCAAAACCGAAGAAAGAAGAGCCCAAAGAUGAAGAAUAUAAUUUGGAUCCCAAACCACCACCUCUUACUCUUGCCCAGAAGUUAGGAUUGAUUGAGGCUCCAGACCAGCUGUUGUCAGAGACAGACUGGCAGACAGCUAAGGAGAAGUCUAACAAACGUGAUGAUUCUGGAAUGCCUUGUGUUAUCUGUAAGGAAGAUUUUGGAUUGAAAGAACAAGUCUUGUUGUCUUGUACCCAUGUCUUUCACAGGUCGUGUUUACAAGCUUUUGAGAGAUUCACCGGUAAGAAGACAUGCCCUAUGUGUCGUAAAGAACAGUAUCAAACCAGAGUCAUACACGAGGGAUCUAAACAACAUAGAAUCAAAUGUGCUUCAAGAAUACAGGCAGCGUGGAGAGGCUAUGUUGUAAGAUGUUGGUAUUUGAAAUUCAGACAAGAGGUUCCUCCAAAUGAUCCUAAUCUCAAGAAAAAGUUCUAUCAAGAAAAGCUGUCCAGCAUAACGGACAGAAUGAUUAGGUCAUGUGACUUCAACUUGAACCAGUUCCUGUCUGAAAUCGACCAGAGUUUAGAAGCCAGUAGAAAUGUUUUCCGUAGUUUUGAGACUUCCCUUCACAGAAUCACAGAUGAUGAGUGGGAUCAGAUACAGUUAAAGGCUGUGGAAAGAGGAAAAAUGGAAUGUCCAAUAUGUUUAACAGGACUUGCACUUCCAAGUGACAUUAACGUUCCUGACAAUGCCAAGGUCAAAUCUGUGUUUCACCUGACCUCUGCAGACAGUGUUAAGAAUACCAAACGUACCUCCACACAAAAGACCUCAGAAAAGGGAAGGCAGAGUGUACAAGGUGAAGGUGAUAGUGAGGCUGCUAAUAAAGAAGGCAGACAAACAGUAUUACUGUCAUGUUCUCAUGUGUAUCAUUCAACUUGCCUUGGAAUGUUCGAGGAAUUGACUAUAGUUGAAAAAAAUCGCCAUAAAUGUCCUGUCUGUAGGACUGCAUAUCAAAAGAAAAUCAUUUCUGUCUAGGUGUGAUGUUAGCUCUAUUUGUGUAUUUUCUGUUUAACUUUGAUAGAUUAUUGGUGAAGUAUGAAAACACAUUUUGUCUAUUGAGUUACUUAUGUUGAUUUUGAUUGCUGGACAGUGUACUGUAAAUUCAAUGAUUAUUGCAUGCAUUUAUUAUUGAGAUUUUGUCAUUUAAGACUAAAAUGCGAUUUAAAUUUUUGAGAUAUUCAGAAAAAAACUGUUAAAGUCAUUUAAAAUUUUCAAAAUGCAGGUUUAGAUAACUGUGAUUAUAACCCUGUUGCAAAUCGCAAUAAUAAAAACAUGGCAAUAAUUUCUGAAUUUACAGUAUAAAGCCAAAAUUUGUUUCCGUUAUUGUAUUAAAAUUUGUAAAAUCCAGUUUAAGGCAAUACCAACAAUUACGACACAAUAUGUCUAAAACUAAUGAAAGUGCUCAUAGGAACAUUCCUUUCUAAUGCAUAACAUAAUAAAACAGCAAACAAAAAUUAAAAAAAAUUGUAUCAUAUCAUAAUUCUUGAAAUUUUAAAGUACAUACAAAAAUUAAAAGGCUGUGAAUAAACUCAUCAUAGAUACCAGGACUAAAUUUAGUGUAUAUGCCAGAUGCAUGUUUCGUCUACAAAAAUCUCAUCAGUGACGCUCGAAUCCAAAAAAGUUUAAAAGGCCAAAUAAAUUACA